CAACAGUUUCAUGCUAGCAAAACUCGUUUGGCAACGUUCAACAACAGAGAUGAUCCUGAACGCAGCUUGGAGUAAGCUGCUCUUGUCGCGGGAGAACACAACGAUAUGAAAUGCUACAAAAUAGCACCGGGAAACGCUCAGUGUGUCGUCACAUCAGGCUACAGAAAUGGACAAGUUUCUGCUUGGGAGACAGAAUAAACAUCUGUGCAACAAUGAUAUCCCACGAAGAAGUCCCAGGAAAAAUAAGACAAAGAUGGAGGAACAUGAGCGCGUAGAGGAGGAGGGAAAGGACCCGUCUUUUGAAGAGUUCUCUCAUCCUAUUCCUUGGCAAAAAAUAGAAGCAGAGGGACUGGACUGUGAUUAUGCAUUGCUCUUCUUGAAAGGAGAGGCAGAUAACCUUUUCAGACAGCUGGAGGAGGAGGUGGUGUACUCAACAGGAGAGGAAGCAAAGGUCCAAGUGUUUGGAAAGGUGUACAACAUACCGAGGAAACAGGCGACCUAUGGGAACGCAGGCCUCACCUACACUUACUCCGGAGUGAGGCGUCUGGCUUCCCCCUGGACUCCGACCUUGGAGUACAUCCGAAACGCGGUCACAGACGCAACCGGACAGAAGUUCAACUUCGUCUUGAUCAACAGGUACAAAGAUGGACAAGAUCACAUGGGGGAGCAUCGGGACGACGAGAAGGAGCUGGACCCUUCCUGUCCCAUCGCCUCCGUCUCUCUGGGAGCAGCUCGAGACUUUGUCUUUAGACACAGAGAUGCUCGAGGGAAGCGGAGCAGCCGACAGAUCGAUCCCGUGAAGCUGGAGCUGGCUCACGGAAGCCUUCUCCUCAUGAACCCUCCCACCAAUACCUUCUGGUACCACAGCCUUCCGGUUCGGAAGAAGGUCCUCUCACCUCGCAUUAAUCUCACCUUUAGACGCAUCUUGGAGGACGACACUAAACAGUCAAAGAGGAACAUUAACAGCAAAAACCCAGAUUAAAGAUCGCAUUUUUAAGAAAUACUUCUCAGGUCAAAGUUUUUCUGAAGAAAUAGUAAAUAAAGAUUUUAAUAUACUGUCCAAACAUUUCCAAUAAAUCUGUUUAACUUACUUUAGACAUUGCCUGUUUCCUAUAAAGAAACGGGUCAUGUUUUUUUUUUUCCAAUUUGUUUUAAAUCAAGAUUUUAUCAAGAAGAAAUCCUCCACAUACCUAUGCUUGUGCUGGCAUCACAAAAGGCAGAUCUGAGUUGGGGGUUUUUUUGUUUUAUUUUUUUAUGUCAAUCAAAUAUGUGAAUAACUGGUGUUAACUAAUCUCUGCUGACCAGCUUGAGUUGUGUCUGCCUUGUGAUAUCAGACAUAAUUUACAGAAAGGUGACUUUUUUUUUCUGUGCACUCUAGAAAUUAACUGGGGAAAUCUGUACUUUUCUGCCCAGCUGUGGUUUUAGUGUCAUGAUACAUUUGUCAGUGAAAAAAAUGCAUGUAUACACAACUUAAAGUGAGUUUUGUCACACAAUUAGUUUCCGUCUUAAAAAUAUCUCUAAUUUAAAAAUGUAAUUUCCUAAA
Molecule: messenger RNA, 1543 nt
Organism: Xiphophorus hellerii (green swordtail)
Lineage: Eukaryota; Metazoa; Chordata; Actinopteri; Cyprinodontiformes; Poeciliidae
Gene: alkbh2
Product: alkB homolog 2, alpha-ketoglutarate dependent dioxygenase
Exons: 4
Coding region: 167-982 (271 amino acids)
Biological process (GO): DNA alkylation repair
Molecular function (GO): ferrous iron binding; broad specificity oxidative DNA demethylase activity; cytosine C-5 DNA demethylase activity
Source: RefSeq, a predicted model, not a curated record